AUGGCUACAAAGUUCGAUAUAGCUGCUUAUAGCUUUCGUAAAAAAUGCCCUUAUGUAAGCAAAGAUCUUCUUCGCUGGUUUCCCGGCCACAUGAAUAAGGGCUUAAAGCAAAUGCAGCGAAAACUGAAGUCGGUAGAUUGUGUUAUUGAAGUUCAUGAUGCCAGAAUACCAUUUACUGGUAGAAAUCCUAUUUUCACCAAUACUUUAACAGGAGCCAAACCUCAUAUUUUAGUUUUAAACAAGAGAGAUUUGACUAUUCAAUCAUUAAUACCUAAAAUUAAAGACCAACUUGCUGCUGAAGAAGGUGUACAGAAUGUAGUCUUUACAAAUUCAAAAGAUCAACAUUGUCAAGGUUUAAAAACCUUGCGACCUCUCAUGGUGAAUCUUAUUAAAGACUCGAACAGAUAUAAUAGAAGUGAAGAACUAGACUAUAAUAUAAUGAUAAUAGGAGUGCCCAAUGUGGGUAAAUCAUCUCUUAUCAACAUGUUAAGAAGUAGGCAUAUGAAUAUCAAGCAUGCUCUACCAGUUGGAGCUGUGGCCGGGAUCACAAGAAGUGUAAUGACAAAGAUAAGAAUACAUAAUGAUCCUAAGAUUUUUAUGUUUGAUACACCAGGUAUUCUGGAACCGUCUGUUACCGAUAUUGAGAUGGGCUUAAAGCUAGCUCUCUGUGCGUCCCUCCAAGAUCACUUAGUGGGUGAAGAGAUUAUAGCAGAUUAUCUUUUAUUCUGGUUGAAUAAACAUGGCAACUUUAAAUAUGUGGACUACAUGGGGUUGGAAGAACCAUGUGAUGAUAUAAAUAAGGUACUUAUAACAGGUGCCAUAAAAUAUAACAGGGUCCGACGUACCCGUGACUACGACAAUCAAACCCGGGAAGUCCCCGACAUCACAGAAGUAGCUAAGAUGAUGAUAAAGGCUUUUCGGACCGGCGAGUUGGGAAAAGCGUUGUUAGAUAUAGAAUUAUUAAAACGUAACAAAGAAAAGGAAAAAAAUAUAGCA
Brenthis ino (lesser marbled fritillary) is the source of this 996-nucleotide messenger RNA. Lineage: Eukaryota; Metazoa; Arthropoda; Insecta; Lepidoptera; Nymphalidae. The record is from the annotation of a GenBank genome assembly.